Molecule: messenger RNA, 567 nt
Organism: Drosophila busckii
Lineage: Eukaryota; Metazoa; Arthropoda; Insecta; Diptera; Drosophilidae
Exons: 3
Coding region: 45-521 (158 amino acids)
Source: RefSeq, a predicted model, not a curated record
CUCUAAGCAUUUAUUACAAAAAUUUACAUUGAACUUAAGAGAGCAUGAAUAAAAUUAUAUACGGCAUUGCGCUUAUGGUGCUGAUCUCUGAGGGAUUCAGUGCAGCGCGCAUAUUAAUCGAGCUAUGCACACAUUUAAGAUUUAUAAAGCUGGAGCUUGAUAAUAUGAUGUGGCUACUUGUGCAGUUAUUGCAGCUAGUUGGCUUUGGCUUAUUGGCAAUUGGUGUUAUAAAACGUUAUAGAUUGUUGCUGCAAGUUUGGCUGCUGUUUGCCUAUGCUCAAAUCAAAUGGAUUAGUAUGCUACAGUUGCUCAUAAGCGUAUAUGCAUAUAUGUUUAGCAACAAAUACGAAACUAAGCAAGAGUUUCAGCAAGAGUUUACUAAUAAGUAUGCGCCAUUGAUUGAACAAGUGCUACGUCGUUUGGGCAAUAUACUAAUGAUCUAUAGAUACUACAAAGAUCUUGAGCCAAGCAAAGCCCCUAUACAAGUGGCACAGCUGGCUGCCAAGCUUAAAAUCAAAUAAUACAUUAAACAGUUUGUUUAUUGCAAAGCAAAAAUAUACAAAAUUA